ACACACAAACAGACACAGACAGACAGACACACACAGACACACACACACACGCACGGACUGGCAGAGACACACGAGGCGUGGCCAGGCUUGCCCGGCCCCUGCGUGUGGCCUUCAACCCAUAAAGACCGCCGCGUCUCAAGGCCGCGUCUCAUUCGCGGUCUGAAGCACGGGGAACCCCGCGCGCGAGCCUGGGUCAGUGUGCAAACCUUGACGGAGAAGUGAAAUCCUCUCUCGACCUUCCUCCCUGACAUCAACCGGGACGCGCACCUCCAGCACUGCAAUCAUCAUCAUCAGCAGCAUCAUCAUCGGCAGCGUCAUUAGCAGCAGCGUCAUUAGCAGCAACAGCAGCAUCAUAAUCAGCAGCAUCAGCAACGACAUCAUCAUAAUCAGCAGCAGCAUCAUCACUUCCACCUUGCCCCCGCUUCGGGGAGUUGUCACCACCAUGAAGUCGACCACGAACUCCUGGAUCUGCUCUUCCUCGAACUCCACCACCACCAUCAUCAUCAUCACCUUGAUCUUCUGCUACCUCCUGUGCGCUUCCCACGCCGCGAGGCUCCAUCAUCACCAUCACCACCAUCAGCACCAUCAACAUCAGCACCAUCAACAUCAGCACCAUCAACAUCACCACCAGCAGCAGCAGCAUCAUCAUCACGAGCCGGGGCUGCAGGAGCGCGACUCCAGGACCACCCAGGAGGAGACGGAGCCGUCUCACGCGCCCCUCCGUCAUCUCUCCGGGGAGGUGGAAGCGAUCAAGAGGGAGAUCCUGGAGCGGCUGGGGCUGGAGGAGCCCCCGAUGGUGCCCGACGCGUCCCGCGGGGGGCCUCUCCAGGCGAGGCUGGAGCAGGAGCAGCAGGAGGAGGAGGCGUGGGCACGGUACCGAGAGAUGGUCGCGAGGCGAGCCGGCUCCGGGUCUGGAGUCACCGGGGGAGGAGGAGGAGGGGACCCGGAGUCGAACCCAACCACCUUCACCUUGACGGCUCACACAGGCUCCCCGGUGAUGACAUCAUCAUCAUCAUCACCGCCCCGCUCCCUGCGCCUCCACUUCUCUCUGGAGGAAGUUCUCGCGGCCUGUUCUCGACAUCGCCUGCGCGUAAUGUCAGCUCACCUCGCCCUGACCUCCACCUUGACCCAAGCACUGGCCCCGGCCUCCACGCUGACCCUGAUCCACGCGAGCGGAGACGCCUCGACCACGGCGCCUUCCACCGGGUCGCCCGACUCGGAGCCCCGGGCGAGGCUAUCCCUGGGCGUCCGACUCCAGCGCGGGGUUCGAUCCCGGCACCAGGCGUCUGUGGACGUGAGCGUCGCCCUGCGGGGUGUCAUCGAGAAGUGGCUGGGGGACAGCAGCAGCAGCAGCACCGACAACAGCAGCAGCAGCAGCAAUAGGAGCAGUGAAAUCAACAUCAGCAACAGCAGCGGCAGCAGCGAUAUCAUCAGCGGCAACAUCAACACUACCAGCACGCUAGCAGUGGACAUCUCCCUGCCGUCUUCCCCGACCGCCGGCGAGACGUCGCCGAAGUCGUGGGCCUCGGGCGUCGUCCUGCGCGUGACGCUGCGAGCCCGGGGCCCCCGGCGCUCGACGGCGCGCCGGAGGAGCCGACGCGACGCGUCGCCGGAGGACUGCGCCGACUCGGAGCAGAAGAAGUGCUGCCGCUCGCCCAUGCGCGUCUCCUUCGCCGACAUCGGCUGGGACGACUGGGUGAAGGCGCCCGCCGAGUACGCCGCCUACGCGUGCCAGGGCGCGUGCCCGCACAGGUACAAGGCGGCCAACAGGUACGCGUUGCUGCUCGCCAAGAUGCAUCGGCUCACGGGCGGGGCGGUGGCCGGGCCGUGCUGCGUACCCGCAGCCCUGGAGCCGCUCGUCCUCCUGCACUACGACAGCGACGGCAAGCUGGCCGUGUCCGCCGUCGAGGACAUGAUCGUGAGCAAGUGCCACUGUCAGUAGACAGCGCGUGGUGGCGGUGGCGGUUAGUGGCGGUUAGUGGCGGUGCCCUGCCCACACAGCCGGGGGACACGAGGCGGCCGGUGGAGAUGCCGCAAGCGACGGGGCCGUUCUGGUCGCUGGUCAAGGAGGGCGUUGCCCUCGGCGCGAGGUCCUCAACCGCGGGGAGGUCGAGGAGGUUGGUGGAGGUCGGGAGGGAGGGGGAGGGGGGUCCAAUGGAGAUGCCGCAGGAGGUGAGACACUGGGUCGUCCGCCGGGGAAACAAUUGCGACGAGACGUCACUGCCAGGAGAUGAGGAGCUGCGUCCAGCGAGGACGUGACCCUGACGAGGUGUCACCCCCGGGAGGCGACGCUGGAGAUGCGGCGACCCGAGGACAUUACAGUGACAGCGGUGGAUAUCACGUGGACAUACUGAUCCCCGUCAUGUGAUCGUGCAAUUUCCAAUCACUGGCUGCAGCAUGCCAAUGAACACGGGCAUAAAGAAUAUUUGGGGUGUUUUUGUUUUUAUACGGUGGGUUUUCUAAUUCUGGGUUGCAUCUCAACGUUUAAUACUUCAUCCAUCAUCAUCAUCAUCAUCCUGGGAAAGGGGUGGGGUUUGGGAAUUAUUUUCUGGAGCUCAGCCCCAGGCACUUCCGGCAGAUAUGAAUCCCUGAUUGAUGAUGAUGAAGAUGCUGAUGAUGAUGACUGAGUAAUUGUUCCAGAACAAGAAGGAAUUCUCAGAACCACGGUCGCAAGCUAUGGUUUGGACGCGUAACGGUUAUCGUAUUGAGAUUUAAUUUAUUUGUAUUUAUUUGUGUUUAGAGCCAUUGUGUUUGUUUGGUUAUUUAUUUGCCGCGAUGUUAGUGACGCGGGGAGAGUUGUGGGCAUGAGGCGAGCGGCUGAGUCCGGAUGAUUUGACGGGGUGCACAACUUGCAAAU
Molecule: messenger RNA, 2857 nt
Organism: Petromyzon marinus (sea lamprey)
Lineage: Eukaryota; Metazoa; Chordata; Hyperoartia; Petromyzontiformes; Petromyzontidae
Cellular component (GO): extracellular region
Molecular function (GO): growth factor activity; cytokine activity
Source: RefSeq, a predicted model, not a curated record